AUCACUCACUCAAACAAAUUAAAGUAAUAAAGAGAGAAAGUAAGGUAGUUGGCAGUAUAAUAUGGCUCCCAUCGUCAGGGCUGCCUGCUGCUUCCUAUUGUUCCUUGCCAUCCUCCAAUAUUCCCAUGUCUCAGCCGUUACGGAUCCCGCCCAUCCUCCCAAGAUGGCGGCCGCCCCUGCCCCAACGCCAUCCAAUAUUCUUGAAAUCUAUUGCAAGGCGAAGUGCAAAGAGAGGUGCGAGCUGGUCGGGCCUUUUGGGAUCAAGUUGUGGCAGGAGGUGUGCACAAAGUGUUGCUUGAGGAGCAAGUGCGUUCCAACCGGCCCGGUAGGGAUCAACUUUGGCAAGUGCAAGAACUGGACCUUUACUCUCUACCGUGGCAUCCCUUACAAGUGCCCUUAAAACACACACAUUCCAUAUAAUAAUAAUGCUAAUUACUUAUAUGUAUCCCUUAUUAUUAUACGUACUAUGAUAGCCUGCCUGCCUCAUACAAACUUCAGUUUACCCCUUCGUCUGCUCAAUAAAAGCAUAUCUAUAUAUGCAGUCCACUAAAGUAUUCAUGCACGCUAGGCUAUUAUGUUUCGCUUCUGGUUUAUGUACAACUUGUCUCUAUUGAUGUCCAUCUGAAUAAAAAGUAAGGUCGACUUAUAUAGUUGUCAAGUCUUCGAUCUCGUGAUCAAAUACAAUUCUACUAGCCCAACGAUAUCACAAGAAUAUUAUAUUAUAUUUUCAGGGUGUUCGGAUUUGAGUGUCACGAAGUACUAGCUACUUUUAUCUCCUUCUUAAUGAGUUUAAAUAGUAGUCAUGUAAUUUUAUUCAUCUGUCUACCGUCAAUAUUUUUCAAGAAUUAUGUGAAGGAAGUACAAUUGCAUUGAAGUCUAAUUAUUCCCGGCCCAAUGGAGAGAAAGGGGUGGGCUGGCCAGGAGAAUUGAUUAAGAGGCCGGGCUGAGCCCGUGUUGUAAUGCUGAGUUGGGCCAUGGGCGGGUUCGAUCGUUCGUGACGGGGAUGUGCCUAGGUUGGCUUGGCUCCAGAUUCAUUCACAUACAAAAGUUUGACCAGUUUGAAUUGAGCAUGUGAUCACACAUGUGUUGCAGGGGAAGGGUAUCUCACUGACUGAUGAUGCUGAUGAACAGAGCAAAUGGGUGAAUGAAUAAUGACGACGAUGAUGAUGCAGGCACAGCACAGCACAGGCACAUAGCUACUUAUUUCAUUACUACAUUUAUCAUCUUCUUUCACCUCACCUCCUUACAUAUAUGUCUUUCAUGAACACACAGCACAGGUAGGUGGCACAGCUGGAGUGAGUCGUUCUCGAAUUGGCUAACCUGUGAAAUGCUCUGUUUCAACGACACACACAACAACGUUGCAUUUUGGCUCCUUUUCUGCCUCGCCGGAAAAAUGGCAAGGUUUAAUUUAUCCCGUUUGAAUGCUAGGAUUGAUAUAUAUGUACUAUAUAGGAUUUGUAGUAUGAUGAAAAUUAACAUAUCCCGUUUGAAUGUUAACGAUAACGAGCUUAAUUUUGGAUUUGUAGUAUGAUGAAAAUUAACGUAAGGAUAAGCAUGACUAUUUAAAUCAUUGGGGGUGAAACUUAGGGAGUAGAGAGAGGGGCAAAGGGUAAUAUUGCACUAGUAAGGAUUGUAAAACUUGAGGUUGUAUCGGAAAAGUCAAUAUUAUAAUAUUUUAUGUUAAAAUUAUUGUUUAACUAUAACUUUAAUUACUGUCUAAUGAUUUAAUUUUAAAUAAAAAAAAUUUCAUCAAAUCGUCGGUACAAUAAGAUUUUCCAAUUCUUUAAAGGCUCAUUUGCUAAUGGGAUUUGGAUGUUGUAUUUAGGGGUCGUUUGCUUGUCGGAUUUGAAAAAUGAGGGUUUUGGCCAAUAAAAAUCUUGGGAUUUA
This is a messenger RNA of Linum trigynum, 1887 nucleotides long. Lineage: Eukaryota; Viridiplantae; Streptophyta; Magnoliopsida; Malpighiales; Linaceae. The record is from the annotation of a GenBank genome assembly.